AUGGACGCGGUCAAUAAAAACCUGGGAUACACGGUCAUGUCACCGGUUCAGGCGGCCACGCUGGAACCUAUCCUUCAGGGUAAGGACUGCCUUGCACAGGCGAAAACUGGUACGGGCAAGACACUCGCAUUUCUCAUCCCUGCUAUCCAGACUCUUCUCGCUUCUCCGCCGUCCCAGCCCCGAAGUAUUCGUGCUGUCGUCAUCUCCCCUACGAGAGAAUUAGCCAGGCAAAUUUCGAAGGAGGCCGAGGUCCUGACGAAGGGAAUCCCAGAAAUUCGCAUACAUACGUCCACCGGGGGCACGAACGUCAAUACUGACUCUCGUGUGAUCCUCACGCGCCCAGAUCUGCUUGUUGCGACACCAGGGCGCCUCAAGGACCAUCUCUCAGAUCCACAACGCCUCGCCUGCUUUGGCAAACUCGACUUUCUGGUACUGGACGAGGCGGAUAACCUCGUGGACCAGGGAUUCUACCCAGAGAUUCGAGCCAUCAUGCAGACUCUUCCACCUUCUCAAAGACAGACUCUACUGUUCUCGGCCACGAUACCGCCGGAAGUGAAGACCAUCGCGUCCACCAUCCUCAGUCCAGGUUAUGUUCACAUCAGUACAAUCUCCCCCGAUGACGUUAGCACCCACGAGCGAGUUCCUCAGACUGUGAUCACAGCUCCUUUGAAUGAGCUUCCUGCCCUUGCACUCACCCUCCUCCGUCAAGAACUCAAAAAGGCGAAUGGCCAGGUGAAAGCCAUCUUCUUUUAUCCAACGGCUCGCCAAGCACAGCUCGCCGCCGAACUCUACUCCAAACUCUCCCCGCCUCUUCCUUUGCCGGUGCUAGAGAUUCACUCGCGGUUGUCCCAAUCGAAGCGUGACAACGUGGCCAAGACGUUCCGAGAGGUCAAAUCAGCUCUCCUUUGUUCGAGCGACGUAACGGCCCGUGGUAUGGACUUUCCGGACGUGACCCACGUAUUCCAGAUCGGGAUGCCUUCCUCGCAGGAGCAGUAUAUCCAUCGGGUGGGCCGUACGGGGCGCGCUGGCAAGGCUGGCCAAGGAUUCCUACUCCUCGCUCCCUUUGAGACCGUCUUCUUGAAGGAAAUCGCAAGCAUACCGAUCACACCAGGACGCACCGCGCCUGCCAGCACAGAUUUAGAUGCAACUUGGAAAGCUAUGUCAAAGGUCAACCGUUUGACCAAGGAACGCACGUACGAGGCAUGGCUGGGCCUUUACAAGGGCUCGCUCAGGAAGCUCAACUGGAAACCGACUCAGCUGGUUCAAACCGCGAAUGAUAUGGCCACGUCCGGGUUUCUGCUUCCAGAGCCACCCCUCAUGUGGACAACACUUGCUCGUAAGAUGAACCUGAGCGACGUUCCAGGGUUGCGAUUAUCCAAGCAAAAGCCGUUGCGAGAUAGCAACUAG
Messenger RNA from Punctularia strigosozonata HHB-11173 SS5, 1407 nucleotides. RefSeq names its product DEAD-domain-containing protein. The transcript is spliced from 2 exons. The record is from RefSeq and is a predicted model, not a curated record. Gene Ontology annotation, molecular function: ATP binding; nucleic acid binding. Gene Ontology annotation, cellular component: mitochondrion. Bases 1 to 1407 code for a protein of 468 amino acids. NCBI's taxonomy places the organism in Eukaryota, Fungi, Basidiomycota, Agaricomycetes, Corticiales, Punctulariaceae.